Messenger RNA from Scylla paramamosain (green mud crab), 354 nucleotides. Its product is annotated as salivary glue protein Sgs-3-like. The coding region runs from base 1 to 354 and encodes 117 amino acids. The transcript is spliced from 2 exons. The record is from RefSeq and is a predicted model, not a curated record. NCBI's taxonomy places the organism in Eukaryota, Metazoa, Arthropoda, Malacostraca, Decapoda, Portunidae.
AUGGGGCGCGUGGACAGCCUCUGCUGUGUGGAGGCAGCGGGCCUCAGCCACAGCGGCUGCAGCUGUACACCACCCCUCGUGCCUCACCCCUGCACCCACUCACCAUCACAGCCACACACGGGCACCACCUUCACCACCUGUACUACCUGCAUCUCCUUCACUACCUGCAUCUCCUCCACCACCUACACGACCUCCAUCACUUUCAACACCUCCAUAACCUCCAUCACCAAGACACACACGAACACCAAAUACACCACCUGUACCACAUUCACCACCUCCAUCACCUACACCACCUUCACCACCUACACCACCCGCGCCACCAGCACCACCACGCAAUACACGUGUGCAUAUUGA